Messenger RNA from Pecten maximus, 1651 nucleotides. Its product is annotated as beta-1,4-N-acetylgalactosaminyltransferase bre-4-like. Gene Ontology annotation, biological process: carbohydrate metabolic process. NCBI's taxonomy places the organism in Eukaryota, Metazoa, Mollusca, Bivalvia, Pectinida, Pectinidae. The coding region runs from base 403 to 1221 and encodes 272 amino acids. The record is from RefSeq and is a predicted model, not a curated record. The transcript has 7 exons. Gene Ontology annotation, molecular function: glycosyltransferase activity.
GGCAUAAACCAUCAACAUAUACUUGAUCGCACUUCAUAGACCCAUGACCAGCGGAAUGCUCGCAUGUUAAACGGAUAUGUGAAUGUGACUUUAUCCUUGUUUUCUUUAAAAGAAAAAUGUCCAACCAGCGUCGUAUGAUUAGCGUCUGUUUUACAGUAAUAGCAGCUUUAAUGUUCUCUCAAAUGAUAUUUUAUUUCGUUUCACAACGUAAUAUUAUAUCGAAGAUCUAUGCAGGCCUAGACGCAAUUCGGGAAUACGAGGAUAGCUUAGCUGAGAGCUUAAACGUGAGUUUUCAUUCGAUGGAACAGCAUUCAAAAGCAACAAAAACAACCCCUAAAAUUUCAGCUACGACGAAGAUUCCCUUACACUAAGACAACAAAAAAGGGUAUUCAAUCGCUUCCUAUGUGUCCUCCAACUCCACCAAACAGAGUUGGCCGUUUAGCCACAUACAAGAAAAUUCUUUCAUUUGAGCAAUUGGAGAAGGAAUUGGUCAACGUCAAACAAGGCGGCCGUUACAUUCCUGUCGAAUGUAAAACGAAUCAGAGGGUAGCAGUUAUAAUUCCCUACAGGAACAGGACAGAUCAUCUGAAGAGCGUUUUACAUAAUCUGCACAGCAUGCUGAUGAAACAGCAGAUUGACUACGGAAUCUUCGUUAUUGAGCAGGCAGGAAAUAAUACAUUCAAUAGAGGAGUUUUGCUUAACAUCGGAUAUGCCGAGUCCAUCAAGACCUACAAUUAUACCUGCUUCAUCUUUCAUGACGUUGAUCUUAUCCCUGAGGAUGACCGCAUCUACUACGGUUGUGGUCACAACCCACGCCACCUAUCGGUAGCCAUGAACAAAUACAACUAUAGACCAGUUUACCCAACUUAUUUCGGUGGUGUUUCACAGUUGCCCAAAGCUGCCAUUCAAAUGAUAAACGGUUGUUCGAACUUAUAUUUCGGAUGGGGAGCUGAGGAUGACGACUUAUACGAUAGAUUGGUGAAGGCCGGUUUUACCAUAGAGCGGUACAGUUUGGAGAUAUCGCGCUAUAUCAUGAUCAAACAUACACGUGAAACGACGAACGCAGUAAAUCCCAAGAGAACGACAUUAUUGAAAGGCGGUACAUCCCGAAUGCAAAAAGACGGAUUGAAUAGUUUGAAAUACAAACUGCUUAAAAUUCAGCAUCACAAACUGUACACGAAUAUUUUAGUGGAAGUCAGAAAAGAGGAUUACGGAUUGUAAAUAGGUGACCAGACAGCGCGUGCUUACGAUGCAGCCAGGAGUCGAAACAUGAUAUACCAGCGGAAUAGACUACGUCACAGUAAAGAGAAGACACGUCAAAAUCUGGAGCUACAAGCAUUUUGCAAUAUAAAAACGCCUUGUUUAGAGACCAGGAUUGAUAUAAGAGGAAAGGAAUGUGAAAUAAUGUUUGAAAGGUAUAAUCGGAACAUAAAUUAUGUUCACGAUAAAAUACCCACAGGAACAAAUUUAUAGCAAAUUUCUGUUCUAUCAUCAAGGACUUUCUUAAGAAAGAUGUAUUCACGACAGGAGGCUCUAGCAUUUCAUGUUUUGUGAUUUUGUUGCUUUUUCUUCAGUUUCUUCGCAAAUAUGUGAAAGUUAUAUUAUACCCUUUAAUCGCGUAGCGAAUAUUUACAUAAAUUUAUUAAUUUGU